AUGGUGAAUGGUCGAGCCAAACCCUCUUCCCCCGUGGUAUCAGGCCCCACGGGGAGGGCUCCGCCUGGGCAGACAGUGAGCUUCACCUGCGAGUCCCACGGCUUCUCCCCCCGAAACAUUGUCCUGAAAUGGUUCAAAGAUGGGAAUCAGCUCCCAGCCUUCCUGACCACCAUGAACCCAGAGGGAGACAGCGCUUCCUACAGCGUCUCCAGCACAGCCAGAGUGGUGCUGGCCCCGGGGGACAUUCGCUCUCAGGUGGUCUGCGAGGUGGUCCAUGUCACCCUGCAGGGGAGCUCUCCUCUUCGUGGGACGGCCAACUUGUCUGAGACCAUCCGAGUUCCGCCCACUGUGGAGAUUACCCACAACCCUGUGCCAGGGAACCAGGUGAACGUCACCUGCCAGGUGAAGAAGUUCUACCCCCAGCGCCUACAGCUGACCUGGUUGGAGAACAGAAACAUAUUCCAAACAGAAACGGCCUCAACCCUCACAGAGAACAAGGACGGAAACUUUAACCGGAUGAGUUCGCUCCUCGUGAAUUUACCUGCCCACAGAGAGUAUGUGGUGCUCACCUGCCAGGUGGAGCACGAUGGGCAGCCGGCGGUCACCAAGCACCUUAUGCUGGAGGCCUCUGUCCACCCGAAGGACCAGAGCACAGAUGAACCCCCUGAUAAGGCCCCCACUUCCCUAGAGGCACCCACACUCCUUGGCUAA
Hipposideros armiger (great roundleaf bat) is the source of this 711-nucleotide messenger RNA. Its product is annotated as signal-regulatory protein beta-1-like. The record is from RefSeq and is a predicted model, not a curated record. Lineage: Eukaryota; Metazoa; Chordata; Mammalia; Chiroptera; Hipposideridae. The transcript is spliced from 4 exons. Bases 1 to 711 code for a protein of 236 amino acids.